Messenger RNA from Cuscuta epithymum, 4027 nucleotides. The record is from the annotation of a GenBank genome assembly. NCBI's taxonomy places the organism in Eukaryota, Viridiplantae, Streptophyta, Magnoliopsida, Solanales, Convolvulaceae.
UUCUAUUUCGAACGAAAGGCCACCCAUCGGAAGUCAACAUCUUUUCUACUCCGUAUGUUUUAUUAGUGGGGGAGGAAGAUUAGUGCAGUCGUAUACUUUCACCAUUUUCUCGAUGGAUAUAUAGGCUGGUGAUAGGGUCAAACGGAAAGAAAGAGAGAUAGUGAGAGAGAGAGAGAGUGGAGAUAAUCAAGAGAGGUAUGUUCUUCAGCGCUUAUUUGCAGUAAAUGCGCACAUGAUUUCGAGUCUUUAUAAUUGGUUUCAUGAAAAGUUAGAGAGAGAUUAGAGAUUGGAAAAGCUUUUAUCUUUCAGGGGAUGGAAGCUGAGGCCGAACGAUAAACGGAACUCUUUCAGAAGAAAAUUCUCUGCACUAGUUCCUGCCACUGUGCCUUUUAGGGAUCUGAAAAGUUGGUGUUCUUCGAAUUUUGAGCUUGAGUCGAAAUGCUAGAUUCAUUGAUGAAUUCAUCUUCUUCCAUCAGUACACCCAUCCUCUAACUUGUGGACCUCAAUUUCGCUAUUUCAGAUUGCGGAAUCUCUUGUUUCUGAAUCUUCAAUACAAAGGUCAAUUUGGGCUCCCUCGGAUCUAUGACUAAUUUUCGAUAGUUGGUACUUUGUAUUUGAAUGUUUGCGUAAAGCAAACGAUUCUUUGGCUUUCUCUCUCUCCUUAAGGUCAGGGGUGUUAGGUUUUUGAAAAACGAAGGGCUGUCUAAAGCUUUAAGAUUUAUCCCCUUUUGCUUUUCUGUAGAUAGGGUUUGGGCUCGCCCUCCUUCUUCUAGGGUUUUAAUGGGAUAAGUAAACUACUACCUGCCUCUGGUGUUGAACUGGAGCUCAAUUCAGUCAGUUUGUGGCAUACUUCGUGUAAUUGGCCGUACAUCCAAAAAAGUUUUCAUGCAUCUUUCACUAUGGAAGCCAAUAUCUUUCUGUGCUUCUCUGGUCUUGGACAAAAAGGGAAGAAAGAGAGAUGGGGCUAACCAUUCCAAGGAAGAAGUUAGGAACCCAUCAGUUCUGAGGAAAUUACAAGAACACAAGCUCAGGGAGGCACUUGAGGAAGCAUCUGAAGAUGGUUCUCUUUUUAAAUCCCAAGGGAUGGAUGCUGAAGCCAUGGAAAACCAAGACGGGAGCUUGGGGAGAUCAAGGUCACUUGCAAGACUUCAUGCCCAGAAGGAAUUCCUCAAAGCCACUGCUCUGGCUGCGGAUCGAAUAUUCGAGUCAGAGGACUCCAUCCCAGAGCUCCAUGAAUCCUUCGCCAAAUUCCUCACCAUGUACCCCAAGUACGAGAGUUCAGAGAGGGUUGAUCAGCUGAGGUCAGAUGAGUACUCUCACCUUUCUGGAUCCAGUCCUAAGGUAUUUCUUGACUACUGUGGAUUUGGCCUGUUUUCAUUUCUGCAAACUGUUCAUUAUUGGGAUUCGUCCACAUUUAGCUUGUCCGAGAUCACUGCCAAUUUGAGCAACCAUGCUUUGUAUGGGGGUGCUGAGAAAGGCACUGUGGAACAUGAUAUUAAAGCAAGAAUUAUGGACUACUUGAACAUCCCUGAGAAUGAGUAUGGUCUAGUGUUUACUGUUAGCCGAGGCUCUGCUUUUAAAUUGCUGGCUGAAUCAUACCCUUUUCACACAAACAAGAAGUUGUUGACAAUGUUCGAUCAUGAGAGUCAGUCUGUUAAUUGGAUGGCUCAGGCUGCCAGGGAGAAAGGGGCUAAAGUCUACAGUGCAUGGUUCAAAUGGCCAACCCUCAAACUCUGUUCAACAGAUUUGAGAAAACAAAUUUCAAACAAAAAAAAGAGAAGAAAAGACUCCGCUGCUGGGCUCUUUGUUUUUCCUGUUCAAUCCAGAGUUACUGGUGCAAAGUACUCUUAUCAAUGGAUGGCUCUUGCUCAGCAAAAUAAUUGGCAUGUCCUGCUAGACGCCGGUGCACUGGGGCCUAAAGACAUGGAUUCCCUAGGUCUGUCUUUGUUUCGUCCAGAUUUCAUCAUCACAUCUUUCUAUAGGGUAUUCGGAUAUGACCCGACCGGAUUUGGUUGUCUUCUCAUAAAAAAAUCCGUCAUGUCAAGCCUUCAAAGUCAGUCUGGCCAUGCUGGAUCUGGUCUAGUGAAAAUCACUCCCGUGUUCCCCUUGUAUUUGAGUGAUUCUGUUGAUGGCUUCCCAGGAUUGGCUGAAGAUGGUGAAGCAGGAGGGGACAAUAGUGAGGUUAUCACAGAAUCUUGGCCAGCGUCUCAGCUGCCUGCCUUUUCUGGUGCUUUCACAUCUGCACAGGUCAGGGACGUUUUUGAUACGGAGAUGGAGCAUGAGAACUUUUCAGACAGAGAUGGAACUAGCACAAUAUUUGAAGAGACUGAAAGCAUAUCUAUUGGUGAGGUAAUGAGAAGUCCUGUGUUCAGUGAAGAUGAAUCAUCUGAUAACUCUCUGUGGAUAGAUUUGGGUCAAAGCCCUUUGAGUUCAGACAGUGCUAGCCAUUCAUACAAACAGAAGACGUCCUCUCCGGCACCGCCAUUUUGGUUUUCUAGCAGGAAGAAUGAAAAGCGUCUAUCUCCAAAACCUUCCAAGAUAUUGAACAGCCCAGCAUACGACAAGGAGGUGAAUCACACUGACCAUGUUCUAUCGUUUGAUGCUGCUGUGCGUUCAGUGUCUCAAGAGUUUGACUAUUUUCAUGGUAUUCCAGAAGAAGAACAGUUCCCAGAAGGAAAUAUUGUUUCAAGAGCAUAUGUUCAUCAUGAGAUAGAAGAAGAAACAGAAGCUAGAAAUCCUGAUCAAAUGGUCAGCUCUGCAUUGAAAGGGUUUGGGCGUAAUGAGGCUUCCACUUCUGAAUGUCUUCCGAACGGUUCAAGCUCUGAGAUAAGUCAUGAGGUUAAUGAGAGUGCAAUAAGAAGAGAGACAGAAGGUGAAUUCAGGUUGCUAGAGCGGAGGGAAGGGAGCAGAUAUGGCGGUGGUAGAAUUUUUGGCAGAGAAGAGGUUAAUCAAUCUAGGAGCAGGGGAAGAAGAGUUUCCUUUACUAUGGAAGAUAGCUACCAAGAACCUGGGGACAGCAGUGUAGAUGAUGAUGAGCGUACAAGUAAUGUGGAAUAUGAUGGACAAGAUUCAGACAGGAGAGAACCUGAGGUAAUAUUGAAGCAUCUCGAUCAUAUUAACAUGUUGGGUCUCAACAAAACAACUCUUCGGCUAAGGUUUCUGGUCAACUGGCUUGUAACCUCGUUGCUGCAAUUAAGACUGCCCGACUCGAAUGGAGAAGGGAAUGUGUCCCUUGUUUACAUCUACGGACCCAAAAUAAAAUAUGAGAGAGGGGCAUCUGUUGCAUUUAAUGUGAGAAACAGCAACAACAGGAGCAGCAUUGUAAAACCAGAAGUUGUGCAGAAGCUGGCUGAAUCGCACGGAAUUUAUCUCGGCAUUGGCAUCCUCAGUCACAUUCGGAUCUUAGAUAGUUCAAAGCAGCAGCGUGGGUCAUCCAGUCUCGAAGACACUGCAGUGUGCAAGCCAAUGGAUAACGGCAGACACAACAGCAAAAGUGGAUUCAUAAGAGUCGAAGUCAUCACUGCAUCUCUUGGCUUUUUGAGUAACUUUGAAGAUGUGUACAAUUUGUGGGCUUUUGUGGCUAAAUUUCUUAACCCAGAGUUUAUCAACCCGAGUUUCCUCCCAACUGUUGCUGAAGAAGAGCCUGAGGAUUGAAUACAGAAUGCUGCCCCGGAGGAAGAUAUGCUAUAUACCCAAAAGAAGAUAAGGAUUCAAGCUUUACUCUUCGGCACAUGUAGGAUUAUUUGUUGAUUCUUGUUUUAACAUGCUUUUAUUUUUUAUAUUUUCGGCUUUUGGUAUUUUGAUGUGGAGUUAAAUUUAGAUAUUUGUAUUAUCUCUAGGCAGUGAUGAUCAAUGAACUAAAGCAUAUACUACAAGUUAUCUAAUUAUCCUUAUUAGCAUUUUGUGGCGGGGUAUUUAUCACUAUCUUCUUGGUACAUAUCCUCAUCUAUUGUUGCUGCUAUAUGAUGUUUAACGCAUCUUCGUUACUUUCUAGCUUUUAUAAAGCAAGAUGGCUGGUUUGUCUUUA